CCCCUUUGCUUCAAAACCUAGUCGGAUUUUAGCAGGUCAAUAUCGCGUAAAUUUCGCUUAGAUUGACAUCGAGGCACGCGCAAUAUGUAGACUUAUUCUACAAUCUAAUUGUGAACUUCCCCUGGUUUUCAGGUUCAACUACACAACAUGACAGACGUAAUCGAAACACAGCUACUGAUCAACAACAAGCUUGUUCCAGCAAGCGACAACGGUACAUUCGAGCUCUUCUCACCACACACUGGAAACCUGGUCGCGAAAGUUGCAGAAGCAACGCUCUUCGAUGUUAACGCUGCCGUGGACGCAGCUCAAGCCGCCUUUCCAGCAUGGAGCGCUCUUUCUCCAUUGCAGCGCGGUGUGCCACUGAAGAAGCUAGCUGAGUUGCACAUCUCAGAGAAAGACGAACUCGCACGACUCGAUGCCAUCUCCAUGGGGAAGCCAAUCAGCACGCACGGCACUGAUGUCAGUUAUGCCGUGACCCAGUACAACUAUUUCGCUGAAGCUGCGUAUCCGCAAGGCCAUACCAGCUUGAACACGCCGGGGUUCUUGAACAUGAGUUUACGACAACCGUUUGGUGUUGUGGCUGUAAUCAUCCCAUGGAAUGCCCCAUUAAUCUUCUUCUCGAAGAAGGUCGCACCUGCGCUGGCUGCCGGGAAUUGUGUUGUGGUGAAGAGCAGCGAGAAGGCGCCAUUGACAUCCUGGAAAGUAUCGCAAUGGAUUGAAAAGUGCGGAUUUCCACCAGGUGUGAUCAACGUGCUUUCGGGUCACGGCCAGACUUCAGGGCAAGCCUUGGCUGAACACAUGAAAGUCCGUGCCCUCUCUUUCACAGGCUCAACACGGACAGGUCGCGCCAUUGCUAUCGCUGCUGCAAAGUCCAACCUCAAGAAAGUUGUCUUCGAGCUUGGCGGCAAGUCGCCUUCGUUAAUCUUUGACGACGCAGACAUCGAGCAAGCAGCGAAAGAGACAGAACUCAGCAUCAACUCCAAUUCCGGUCAGGCAUGCUUCGCCAGUAGCAGGAUCUACGUGCAAGAGAGCAUCAAAGACAAGUUCAUCGAAGCAUUCGCACGGAUAGCCAAAGCACGGAAAUUAGGCGAUCCAACAUGCCUCGGUAUCAACCACGGCCCACAAGCGGACAAAACACAGUAUGAGACUGUGCAGAAAUACAUUGCCCUUGGCAAAGAGGAAGCAGGCUCGACUAUCGACACCGGCGCAGGCGCCACCAAUAACGAGGUCUCUCCCCACCACAUUCACCCCGUUAUCUUCACCGACGUGCCUGAAGACUCGCGCCUCACAAAAGAAGAAAUUUUUGGCCCCGUCGUGAUCGUGAACACCUUCGCCACCGAAGCUGAAGCCAUCGCAAAAGCAAACGACACUGAGUUCGGGCUCUACGCAUCCUUAUACACAAAGGACCUCGAGAGGGCGAUCAGAGUGGCGAAGAAGUUGGAAAGCGGGAUGCUGGGCGUCAAUUGCACGAGUCCGACGACCUGCUUGGACUUGCCGUUUGGUGGGUGGAAGGGAAGUGGGACUGGGCGGGAGAGUUUGCUGGAGAGUAUGGAGCACUACCUUGAGGUUAAGAGUGUGUAUGUUAGGGUUAGUGGGAUUGGAGGGUGAUCUGAUUUGAAAUGAGAAGGAGCCCGAUUGUGGAAAGACGUACGAGCUCCAAGAGUCACGAGCAAUAUGAUUCUGCUCUCUAUAUCUCAUACUUCUGGACGCCUUCGAGUCACAAUGUCUUUGUCCAAGAAAUGGUCUUUUACCGCUGAG
Molecule: messenger RNA, 1758 nt
Organism: Macroventuria anomochaeta
Lineage: Eukaryota; Fungi; Ascomycota; Dothideomycetes; Pleosporales; Didymellaceae
Product: aldehyde dehydrogenase
Exons: 3
Coding region: 148-1608 (486 amino acids)
Molecular function (GO): aldehyde dehydrogenase (NAD+) activity
Source: RefSeq, a predicted model, not a curated record